Messenger RNA from Sinocyclocheilus grahami, 1044 nucleotides. RefSeq lists its product as uncharacterized. The transcript is spliced from 4 exons. Bases 99 to 1010 code for a protein of 303 amino acids. NCBI's taxonomy places the organism in Eukaryota, Metazoa, Chordata, Actinopteri, Cypriniformes, Cyprinidae. The record is from RefSeq and is a predicted model, not a curated record.
UGCAGCAGGUGUGGGAGUGUAAUAACUGCUGCGAGCCACUUCCUGCUUUCACUACUACCGUUUCUUUCAGCUUACAGGAGAAAGCAGUUGCAACAGUUAUGGGUGUGCUAACUUUUCAGCUUUUGGUAUGUGGCCAGCUAAUAUUGUUUUUGCUGGUCUUGAAUAAUAUAAUUGAUGCACAACAUACUGGUGAGUCACCAUCAAGCCUGAGUGCUACAAUAGCUUCACCUCUGAAUGCAACAGGAAACCACACAGAAAAUAAUGUCUCAAAUUCAUCAAGCUAUUCAGCACACAGUAAUAGUACAACAACUCAAAACAACUUGACAACCCAGACGACCACUAUUGUCUCCAACACUACUUUGGGACCCAACAAAAGCAAUGUAACAGGAUCAGCAGGGCAGCCAAACAAAACAGAAAAUGCUCAGACAACCCAAUCAUCCACAUCCUCAGCAUUCAACAUCAGUUCAACAGCUGUCACUUCUACAGACAACACCACACAUAGCAGCAAUGGAAGUGCUAUAUCAAAAACAGCACCAGUGACCAAACCAACAGCGAUAAUUUCUACCGCUGUAACUCAAAACAGCACAACUUCUUUGAAUGAAUCUCAAGCAGGUGAUGGCCUGAAUCAUUCAGAGAAAUCUCUGACCAUUUUAUUCAGCAUUCUGCUUGGUGUAAUAGUUCUGGUAAUUCUGGGGCACUUUGUGUACAAGUUCGGCAGGAGCAAAGAGAGAAGUAUCCAAUACACUCACCGCCGUCUCCAUAAUGAAGAUACAGGUGAGCCAUUUGCAGUGCCAGAUGACACGCUGGUCAUUUCAGGAGGACUCUAUGAUGGCCCUCAGAUUUACAACCCCACCAUGACAGUGCAGAACGAAGAAUUCCAGAUAGACGCACCUGGAUUUGCAUCCAGACCCACUCAGUUCCGCUUGGAAUUUCUAGGAGAGGAUCAAGACAGAGCAGACCCUGAUACUUCCACCUUUCAGACAUUCCAUGCACAUGAUCAAGAGCCUUAGGAUCUCAGCAACAAACCUCUUUUUAUUAAUAAAA